AGGAACAACUAAAACAAACCCAAGCCGAGAACAACAAUUUAAAAACCUUAAUUAAUUCAGAAAAGCAAAAUAACCAAUCCUUAAAGCAAACUAUCACCAAUUUAACGCACGAAAUCCAUGCCGACAAACAAAACCACACUAACCUCCUAAAUGCUUAUCAAAAAGCCUUCAAUGAUAAAGUAAAAGCCGAAAGACAAGUUAAUUAUUAUCAAGACCAAUUAAAAACUCUUGCUAAAAGUCUUUAUCAGUGA
Messenger RNA from Funneliformis geosporum, 251 nucleotides. The record is from the annotation of a GenBank genome assembly. Lineage: Eukaryota; Fungi; Glomeromycota; Glomeromycetes; Glomerales; Glomeraceae.